UCUUGCUCGCUAUCUCUCUCUCCACUUCACACAUUGACUCGGGGCCACAGCUCCCAUGCGCUCACGCAUCACUACUACGGUACUUUAAAAGUCAUCUCUCUUUUGGAUAAAUGGAGACAACCUGUAAGCCCCUGGCAUUGAUGGUGAACCAACCGGUUUAAAAACAACAUCACCAAAAAAAAAAAAAACAACGAACAGGCUACAACACCUUGGCCAAGUUUGAUUUCCCUUGCACUCUUUGGACAACUUACCUUCCGCAUCUCAGAGUUUAAGAGAUGGAAAAUGGAACAUAUGAUGACAUGGAGGCACUGUGGGAGAAGGUGGAGUGCAAACGUUACGAACUGUGUCGCACCAUCUCCCCGGCAAAGCUCACCCCCUACCUCCGCCAGUGCAAGGUCCUGGAUGAACAGGACGAGGAUGAGAUCCUCAACUCCAUGCUGCUGGUCUCCAAAGCAAACCGCACAAGCCGUCUACUUGACAUCCUUCACACUAAAGGAGAGCGGGGGUAUGUGGCGUUUUUGGAAAGUCUGGAAUUUUACUAUCCUGAACUGUACAAGCUGGUCACAGGGAAGGAGCCCACGAGACGCUUCUCCACCAUCGUAGUGGAAGAGGGUCACGAGGGUCUGACCCAGUUCCUGAUGAACGAAGUGAUGAAGCUGCAGCAGCAGUCCAAAGUCAAGACCCUGCAGCAAGUGGAGCUCAGCAGGAAGAACUGCACCCUGGAGGACGAGCAGAAGAAGCUACGGCUGGCCAAUCAGGAGCUUCAGGCCUUCCAACAGAGGAACAAUAAGUUGAGAGAGGAAAGAAACACCUACAGCGACGAGCUGCUGAGAGUGAAGGAUGAAAACUACAAACUGGCCAUGAGGUACGCCACGCUGAGCGAGGAGAAGAACAUGGCUGUGAUGAGGAGCCGAGACCUGCAGCUAGAGGUUGAUCAGCUGAAGCACAGGCUGAACAAGGUGGAGGAAGAGUGUAAGAUGGAGAGGAGGCAGAGUCUCAAGCUGAAGAACGACAUUGAGAACCGGCCGAAGAGAGAGCAGAUCUUUGAGCUUGAAAGAGAGAACGAAAUGCUCAAGAUCAAACUACAGGAGCUACAGUCCAUCAUACAGCCUGGCCCACUACCUGCAUCAGACAAGGCCAUCGUUGACAUUUUGGAGCAUGACAGACAGGAAGCACUAGAAGACAGGCAGGAUCUGGUCAACCGCCUCUACAACCUCCGCGAAGAAGUCCGACAGGCAGAGGAACUACGAGAUAAGUACCUGGAGGAGAAGGAGGAUCUGGAGCUGAAGUCCUCCACACUGCAGAAGGACUGUGAGAUGUAUAAGAAACGCAUGGACACCAUCACCGUACAGCUAGAGGAGGUGGAGAAGGAGAGGGACCAGGCGUUUCGAGCCAGAGACGAGGCCCAGCACCAAUUCUCCCAGAGUCUCAUUGACAAAGACAAAUAUCGCAAGCAGAUCAGAGAGCUGGAGGAGAGGAGCGAUGAACUCCAUAUCGAGAUGGUACGCAAAGAAGCCAAGCUGGUCACCUUGGAGGCUCGGCUACGGCGGCGGUCCAAGGACAUUGCUUUGGAUCAGCACAGUUUGCAGAGGGACCUGCCUCCGACCAUCAUCUCUCAAGCGGGGGACUUUAAACCCAUCCAGGGCCAAUCAGAAUGGUCCAGUGAUGAGUCGCCAGAGGAGAAGUUCUUAUCUGAGGAGCCUCGCCUCAAACGCAGACCCAACCUCAAGGGAGUGAACAGAGUUAAGUCUCCAGUCUGUUUACCCAAAGAAGUCCACCCGGAUGCCACUCAAUCUGCAGCUCUGUCAGUCAACGGAGGAGAUUUUCUGGAAAUCCAGAGGCGAAACUCGAACGGCAACAGCAUCUCCCUCCCUCCCUCCCCGAGCAUCCUGAUGUCUCCCACUUAUGCACCCUUCUCAGCUCUCUCCCUCUCCUCCUCCUCCUCCUGCCCCAACCCACUAACCUUCAGUAUGGUGGAACAGUCCAACAGGCCAAAUCUGCUGCGUUACCGUAACGACAGCAUCCUGUCCACACUGCCUGAGCCACCAGAAAAAGCAUCGCUUUACCGCAGAGAGAGGGAGAAAGAACAUGACUUCCACCCCCGCAGCCUCUCGGACUAUGAUAGUGACAACAUGGAAAUGGAGUUGGAGGACGAACCGCACGGCCCACCUUCUGUCCACUCAUCUUCCUCGUCGCAUCAGUCAGAAGGGAUGGACAGUUAUGACCUGGAGCAGGUCAACAAUAUCUUCAGGAAACUCUCUCUAGAGCGGCCGUUCCGUCCGUCUCUGUCCUCCUUCUCUAGGAUCAGCGCUUCCCUGAAGCCGGUGCAGGAGCUGACGUUACUAGGCGACAACCUGCUGAGGGACGUGACUUUGGUAGGCGGCAACGACAGCGGGAUUUUCAUCUCUGCUGUCCAGUCGGGUUCCAUGGCUGAGAAGGCGGGCCUACGAGAGGGCCACCACCUCCUCUUGCUUGAGGGCUGCAUACGUGAGGAGAACCAAAGCAUUUCAUUGGAUACCAGCACUCAGGAAGAAGCCCAUUGGACGCUGCAGCACUGCUCUGGACCAGUCAAGUUGCACUAUCGAGCCAACUUUGACUCCUAUCGUCGUCUUCAGAGUAACUUGGCGGAAGGCCCGCAGGUAUCUGGCGACUCCUUCUACAUACGGGUCAACCUCAACAUCUCCGCCCAAUCAGACAGCUGCUCUCUGAGCGUGCGCUGUGAUGAGGUGGUGCACGUGCUGGACACCAGGCACCAGGGCCGCUGUGAGUGGCUCUGCGCUCGUGUCGACCCCUACAACGGCUCCGACUUGGCCGAACGUGGCACCAUACCCAGCAACUCACGGGCCCAGCAGCUGCUGCUGGUAAAAAUUCAGAAGUUACUGUGUAGAGGCGGGAGAGAUGAGAGUGAAAGCCAUCGCACUAGGAACAAUUUACAGCCAGAAGAAGCCAGCCAGUCACCUGAUCCUAAAGCCAGCCCACGCCUGUCUAGAGCCAGCAUCUUCCUCACUCAAAUACUACAGUUUGUCAGCAGGGUGGAUAUCAAGUACAAGCGAAUGAACAGCAAUGAGCGCGUGAGGAUCAUCAAUUCAGGCAGUACACUACCCAGACCAGGUUUUGAGGCUCUUAGACCAGAAGACGCUGCCGACCAAGACAGUGAGCUGAGCAGGAGCUUGAACCUGAUUCCCUACAGUCCCGUCACCCCCCAGCGGACCCAGAGGAGAAGACCGGUCCUAUUCUCACCCAGUGCUCUAGCCAAAACCAUUAUCCAGAAAAUACUCAACAUGGGGGGAGCCAUGGACUUUAAUAUCUGCAAACCAGACACCCUGUCCAAAGACGAGUUUCAUCUGAAACAGAAUGUGGAGCCCUUCGUUCACUACAAAGAGAAACACGCCACAUUUGAAUGCAUCACCCGAGAAAACAUAGAGGCUGUCGCUUCUAAGGGCAAACACUGCCUGCUGGAGGCUGAGCUGAGCUGCGUCAAAGACCUUCUGCGGAGAGAAAUCUACCCAAUCAUUAUCUACAUCAAGAUCUGUGAGAAGAAUGUCAAGAAGCUACGGAAGUUGCCUCUGCGCGUGGAGUCGGAGGAAGAGUUUGUGAAGUUGUGUCGGGCAAAAUUGAAGGAGCUGGAGGGCAUUCCCUGCCUCUACGCCAGCCUGGAGCCCGAGGCCUGGGCCGGGACAGACGAUCUCAUCAGGGUCAUCAAAGACCGAAUACUGGAGGAGCAGAAGAAGACGGUCUGGGUGGAGCAAGACCUCCUGUAGACAAUAGUCUGUACAUGAACAUAGAAAUGUGUAGCUGAGCACAAUAAAGCACCUGUAUAUCGUGCUGUUAUGCAUACAUAUUUAUCAAAAACGGACAUGUGGACACUCACACUGCUAUAUACUUAAAUAAAUACGUUAUAUAUUUUGUAAAUGUUUGCCUUUACUUUGAUUUAGAGAAAUAAACAGAUGGAAAACAAAAA
Molecule: messenger RNA, 3961 nt
Organism: Perca fluviatilis (European perch)
Lineage: Eukaryota; Metazoa; Chordata; Actinopteri; Perciformes; Percidae
Gene: card11
Product: caspase recruitment domain family, member 11
Exons: 25
Coding region: 276-3761 (1161 amino acids)
Biological process (GO): regulation of apoptotic process
Molecular function (GO): protein binding
Source: RefSeq, a predicted model, not a curated record